AUGUUUUUUCAAUUCCAAUCCCGUGAAAUGGAGUUAUGCGCACAGGCCGGGGACUCCUUAGAGAAUCCUGUUGACGAGAUUCCACAGUGGACUACGUCCCGCCAAGACAGGGAGCCACUUACAAUAUGGUAUGGAGCCUUCAGCAACAGCCAGCCUACAUACGCUCCAUGCAAUUCUUCCUGGGAGCCACAAGCAAUGCCGGCCAACCGCUCAUUACCAUGUGACACCGAUGAUAUACCAAUCAUUCCUUCGAUAGUGCUUUGGGGCCCGAAUUUGGUUGAUCUGCCCGUCCUUCAGAGCCCUGAUUCGCGGUUUGCAGGCUGUCAACCCAGUCCAUUAUUACCCAAUGAUCCGGGAUGUCUACUGCCUUCUCCCCUUAUCAGGAGCCUCUCACCAAAACAGGGUUACUCUGAAGAAGAGUGGGAAGCAAUGAAGGAAACCCUCCACAGGCUGUACAUGAAGGAAGGAAAAUCCCUUGACGAGGUGAUAGUCAUUAUGACGCUUGUAUACCAUUUCAAAGCGACACCGAAGAUGUACUACUGGCGAUUUCGGAAGUGGCCCGAUUUCCAGAAGAAUGCCGUCCAAGCCCAGUCAGUCACCUCAAAGGGCCUCCGACAGAAGCCUGAAGUGCUCCGGACGAGACGAAAAGAGAAGCUCAGAGAAAUUUCGGAUUUCGAAGAUUUGCUAUUCCAGAGACUAGCCGGAAAUAUAGCAGCAUCGACUUCAUCUUCAUCACUAUCCAUCAAGAGCACGGAGACAUAUCGUCUGCAAGAAGUGGUACUCCACUCAGUUCACAAUUUUGUUUUUGGUCUCUUUGAGACUCAUCGGUGGACUGCAGAUCAGUUCUCGAUUUUUCCACCUUCAGGCAGUUUGGAUCUCAGCAGAAUGUGGCAACAGCUAGCGGACCAGGUCUUCGGGGCGCGCGUUCUCAUCCGUAAAUUAGAGAUGAGACAUGCCGGCCAAACUUUUCGUAACAUCUUCCAUCUCCUAGAGAGAGCAGCUUUCUCCCCAGACCCGGCGAUGAUGGUCAAGUUCUGGCGGAUAUGCUUGUAUUUCAUGGAUAUUUGCGCGAGCAUGAACAAUUACAGUCUCUUAAAUUCCUUUUUCCAACAUUAUCGAUCACUUCUAUUGACAAGAUAUCAAGAAAACUAUCCUCUUGUCCAGCUGCUAGGAGCACUAGCCAAAGUUGAGAACGAAGCGAUGUUAAGGACCUUGCAGAUUGGCUAUCUCAAAUCCAUUCACUCCCUGAAGUCAUUUCUUCGAGGAGAUCACGCAGUCGUUCUUUCCAUGUGGUCGAACUAUAUAAAACACUGGGGUUUCGAUAGUCUGCACCCAACGGAGCUUGCAGCGAGCUACCGGGUGCUUCUUACCGAAGCAGACUUCCGGCUUGGGAGGUGUUCCAAUUUAUCAAUUUCUGUCCUCCACCAAUUCACCUACUCUGUCUUCUACAAUCUUCAUGACGAUGCGAUGAGCUUUGAACUGGCAAUAGAUCUGCUGCAGCGGAGCCAGGAGGUCCUAUCGUCGCUGCAUCCCCAGUGGCAAUGGGGCCUAGAGGCACAAGCUUUUGCUUUUGCUUCCAAGGUGGUUGCAUUAAUUUACGGAAAUCAAGGGAGUCGAGUGAAAGCCCAGAAGUACUACAAGGAAGCCAUUUCUCUCUUUGAACGAGGCGAUCGGGAAUGUCGAACGCGAGCUCUGAUGCUUGCAAAUGAGCUCACACACUGCAUGACAAGAUGGCACGACGUCGAUGAUGCCAAAAGACUCCAUUGGAAUCAAUGUCUUGUAGCCUCAACGCUUUCGGAACAAGCCAAUACCGGGCAGGGUACCGAAUAA
This is a messenger RNA of Talaromyces stipitatus ATCC 10500, 1830 nucleotides long. RefSeq lists its product as uncharacterized. Lineage: Eukaryota; Fungi; Ascomycota; Eurotiomycetes; Eurotiales; Trichocomaceae. The coding region runs from base 1 to 1830 and encodes 609 amino acids. The transcript is spliced from 3 exons. The record is from RefSeq and is a predicted model, not a curated record.